GAUCGAUUUCAAGAUAUUGAUUCAACCAGUUUGUCCUUAUAUAAGGUUGGGUUUAUAUCUGUUAGUGUCAUAAUCAACAACUUAAGAAACAUCAAUGAAUUUGAAGUAGAGGGUGCAAUAAGAAUGGAACCGCAAGAUAGAAUUUUUACUCAUUUCCCUAUACAACCUCAACGUAUCUAUUCUGGUGAAAAGGGAAUCAAUGUUAUCGUGUACCCUCCUACUGAAACGGUGCCAGAGGUACUAAGCAAAGAUAAAUAA
Molecule: messenger RNA, 258 nt
Organism: Rhizophagus irregularis DAOM 181602=DAOM 197198
Lineage: Eukaryota; Fungi; Glomeromycota; Glomeromycetes; Glomerales; Glomeraceae
Source: RefSeq, a predicted model, not a curated record